This is a messenger RNA of Oppiella nova, 2508 nucleotides long. The record is from the annotation of a GenBank genome assembly. NCBI's taxonomy places the organism in Eukaryota, Metazoa, Arthropoda, Arachnida, Sarcoptiformes, Oppiidae.
AUGGUGAAGUUAGGCUAUAUCGCGGAUAUUCAAAAGAUUCUUAAACAUGAAAAUAUUGAAGCAGACUUUUUUGAUCAAACCAUUCCAGAACCCACCUCAAGUUCUAUUGAAGCUGGGGUUCAGUUUAUUCAAGCACAUCAAUAUGAUUCAAUUAUUGCUGUGGGUGGUGGUAGUCCGAUUGACAGUGCAAAAGCCAUUGGCAUCUUAGGUCGCUAUGGUGGAAAAAUCCGAGAUUAUAAGUUCCCUAGACAAGUCAAUGAACAAGGCUUACCAAUUAUUGCUGUUCCAACAACAGCAGGUACAGGUUCUGAAGCAACCAAAUUCACGAUCAUUACCGAUGAUGAAAGUAAUGAAAAAAUGCUCUGUGUCGGUGCUGGUUUUAUGCCCAUUGCUGCGAUUGUGGAUUAUGAACUGACGUUAAGUUUACCUGCCCGUACCACAGCAGAUACGGGUAUAGAUGCUUUAACCCAUGCGAUUGAAGCCUAUACCAGCAAAAAAGCCAAUCUAUAUAGCGAUACUCAAGCAUUAGAGGCCAUGCGCUUAAUUGGCCCAAACCUUAAAAAAGUCUAUUUUGAUCCAAAUGAUGAAGCUGCCCGAGAAGCAUUGAUGCUGGGUGCAACAUUGGCUGGUGUGGCUUUUAAUAAUGCAUCUGUUGCCUUAGUUCAUGGCAUGAGUCGGCCUAUUGGCGCGUUUUUCCAUGUCCCGCAUGGUUUAUCGAAUGCCAUGUUAUUGCCCAUGAUUAUUGAAUAUUCAAUACCUGCUGAACCUGAAAAAUAUGCGAACUGUGCCAAGGCCAUGGGGGCAGCGCAGCAAAAUGAUUCUAUUGAAUCUGCCAAUGCCAAGUUAAUUGAAGCAUUAAAAGACAUUAAUACAUCCCUUCAAGUGCCAACUUUAGAAGCUUUUGGAGCAGAUAAGCAAUAUUUUGACGAAGUUGUAAAUACUAUGGCAGAACAAGCACUUGCUUCAGGCUCACCAAGUAAUAACCCUCGUCUUCCAACCAAAGAAGAAAUCGAGAUCUCAAUGAAUACAAUCGGGCAUUUUAUUAAUGGACAACUUUCAACAGAAGCAAGUCGUAGCCAAAAAGUAUUUAAUCCAGCAACAGGUGAAUCAAAUUCUCAAGUGGCCAUUGCCAGCCAAAAAACGGUACUUGAUGCAAUAGCGGCAGCAGAAAAUGCCUUUCCGGCAUGGCGUGAUACCCCAGUGAUCAAACGUGCGCGAGUCAUGUUUAAGUUUAAAGAGUUGCUGGAAAAAAAUGCCGAUAAAAUCUGUGAGCUGAUUGGUUUAGAACACGGUAAAAUUUGCCAUGAUGCAGCUGGGGAAUUACAGCGCGGGAUUGAAAAUGUUGAAUAUGCUUGCGGUGCACCCGAAUUUUUAAAAGGUGAAUUCUCCAAAAAUGUUGGGCCGAAUAUUGACUCUUGGAGUGAAUUUCAACCUUUAGGUGUCGUUGCAGGAAUUACCCCAUUUAACUUUCCUGUGAUGGUGCCACUUUGGAUGUUCCCAAUGGCAAUUGUCUGUGGCAACUGCUUUAUUUUAAAACCUUCUGAGCGUGAUCCAUCUUCAACAUUAUAUAUUGCUCAAUUACUAAAAGAAGCUGGACUUCCCGAUGGUGUCUUUAAUCUGGUCAAUGGCGAUAAAGUUGCAGUAGAUACACUUUUAAAUGAUCAGCGUAUUCAAGCGGUUAGUUUUGUAGGCUCAACACCAAUUGCUGAAUAUAUUUAUAAAACGGCCACAGCUGCCGGCAAACGCUGUCAAGCUUUAGGUGGGGCAAAAAAUCACGCCAUUAUCAUGCCCGAUGCAGAUGUUGAUAAUGUGGUGAAUUCCCUCCUUGGUGCUGCUUUUGGUUCCUCAGGUGAACGGUGUAUGGCGCUUUCUGUUGCGGUUGCAGUCGGUGACGAAAUUGCAGAUACCGUCAUUGUUAAACUUCAAAAUGAAAUCAGUAAAUUAAAAUUCGGGCAUUAUGCUGAUAAAAAUAAUGAUUUUGGACCUGUGAUUACGGCUGAACAUAAAGCUAAAGUGAUUGGUUUUAUUGACAGUGCGGAGCAACAAGGUGCAAAAAUUGUUGUGGAUGGCAGACAAGCAAGCGUUGGCGAUUAUCAAAAUGGUUUUUUUGUGGGGCCCACUUUAAUUGAUCAAGUUACCGCGAAUAUGCAUAGCUACCAACAGGAAAUUUUUGGCCCAGUCUUACAAAUUAUGCGGGUAGAGACCAUGCAACAAGCCAUGGAUCUGAUUGAUAACCACGAGUAUGGUAAUGGAACAUGCAUCUAUACCCGUGAUGGAGAAGCAGCACGUUAUUUCUCAGACCAUAUUAAAGUAUGGUGGGUAUCAAUGUUCCUUUGCCAGUACCUGUCGCUUAUCAUAGUUUUGGUGGUUGGAAACGUUCACUCUUUGGUGAUUUGUAUGCGUAUGGUCCAGAUGGUGUACGUUUUUAUACACGUCGAAAAACUAUUACUCAACGCUGGCCUUCUGCCAACAUUCGAGAAAACAAACAAUUUUCAAUGCCGACUUUAA